GCCGUGCCGCAUGACUCACGAGCCCGUGGCGCGGAUGUAAACAAGGGGCGGGCUCAGGUAGGCCAAACCCGCGCAUGCGCAUUGGCAGAGAGAGAGAGAGAGAGAGUCAAAUGAUGAAUGUGUGCACCGCGCUGACGACGCAGCGUCUAUGCGCAGUGUCUAUGCGCAGGAAGUCAGGCGAGCACCGCGUCGUCGUCGUCGUCGUCGUCGUCGUGCCGCCAUAGCAGGUGCAGACGUCAUCCUUUCAGCACCGGACAGCGACCGCAGCCCUGCGCAGCCGCACCGAGUCCGGCCCUUUCUCGGCUAGGGGCGAUGCGCGUCUAGAUGACGUCACCACAGCCACUGGACUGAUAUAGCAGCGCCACACCCCCUCCUCCUCCUCCUCCUCCUCCUCCUCUUCUCUCUCUCCUCCAUCCCCCCCCCGCCCCCCGCAGGCACCAUGGGGAACCGAGGCAUGGAGGAUCUGAUCCCGCUGGUCAACAAGCUGCAGGACGCCUUCAGCUCCAUCGGCCAGGCCUGCAACUUGGACCUGCCGCAGAUCGCCGUGGUGGGCGGGCAGAGCGCGGGCAAGAGCUCCGUGCUGGAGAACUUUGUGGGCAGGGACUUCCUGCCCCGUGGGUCCGGCAUCGUCACCCGCAGGCCCCUGGUCCUGCAGCUCAUCAGUGCCAGUGCAGAGUGGGCCGAGUUUCUCCACUGCAAAGGGAAGAAGUUCACCGACUUCGACGAGGUGCGCCAGGAGAUCGAGGCGGAGACGGACCGAGCCACCGGCGGCAACAAGGGCAUCUCUCCCGUGCCCAUCAACCUGCGCGUCUACUCCCCAAACGUUCUGAACCUGACUCUCAUCGACCUGCCGGGCAUCACCAAGGUGCCAGUCGGAGACCAGCCCGCCGACAUCGAGCAGCAGAUCAGGGAAAUGAUCAUGCAGUUCAUCACCAGGGAGAGCUGCCUGGUUCUGGCUGUCACUCCCGCCAACUCUGACCUCGCCAACUCCGACGCCCUCAAACUGGCAAAGGACGUUGAUCCCCAAGGUCUGAGGACGAUCGGAGUGAUCACCAAACUGGACUUGAUGGACGAGGGCACAGAUGCUCGAGACGUGCUGGAGAACAAGCUGCUGCCACUGAGAAGAGGCUACAUUGGGGUGGUGAACCGCAGUCAGAAGGACAUCGAUGGAAAGAAAGACAUCAAGGCAGCCCUGGAAGCGGAGAGGAAGUUCUUCUUCACCCACCCGUCUUACAGGCACAUGGCGGACAAGAUGGGGACCCCCCGCCUGCAGAGGGUGCUCAACCAGCAACUGACCAACCACAUCCGAGACACCCUGCCAGCCUUCCGCAGCAAGCUGCAGUCCCAGCUGUUGGCUCUGGACAAGGAGGCGGAGGAAUACCGGGGAUACCGACCGGAUGACCCGUCCCGCAAAACCAAGCAGCUGUUGCAAAUGGUGCAGCAGUUCUCCGUGGACUUUGAGAAGAGGAUCGAGGGUUCAGGAGACCAGGUGGACACGGUGGAGCUGUCGGGUGGAGCCAAGAUCAACCGCAUCUUCCACGAGCGCUUUCCCUUUGAACUGGUCAAGAUGGAGUGUGACGAGAAGGAGAUGCGUCGUGAGAUCAGUUACGCCAUCAAAAACAUCCACGGAAUCAGGACGGGGCUGUUCACGCCCGACAUGGCGUUUGAGGCCAUCGUGAAGAAGCAGGUCAUCAAGCUGAAGGAGCCGUGUGUCAAGUGUGUGGACAUGGUCAUCCAGGAGCUCAUCAACACCGUGCGCCAGUGUUCCCACAAGCUGGAAUGUUUCCCCAUGCUGCGGGAAGAAACCGAGAGAAUCGUCACGUCUCACAUCCGGGACAGGGAGAGUCGAGCCAAGGAACAGGUUCUGCUGGUGAUUGACAUCCAGCUGUCUUACAUCAACACCAACCAUGAGGACUUCAUUGGCUUUGCAAAUGCUCAGCAGAGGAGCAGUCAGACCAACAAGAGCCAGAGUUCUGCCACCAACCAGGUGACACACACACAUCUUGUGGCUCCUCCAGGUGUGACAUGUGGCAACCUUCUAAGCUCCUCCCCCUCCCGGCAGGUGAUCCGUAAAGGCUGGCUGACCAUCAACAACAUCAGCAUCAUGAAGGGCGGGGCCAAGGAGUACUGGUUUGUGCUGACCGCUGAGAGUCUGUCCUGGUUCAAGGAUGACGAGGAGAAGGAGAAGAAGUACAUGCUGCCUCUGGACAACCUGAAGGUCCGUGAUGUGGAGAAGAGUUUCAUGUCCAGCAAACACAUCUUCUGCAUUUUUAACACCGAGUCAAGGAACGUGUACAAGGACAACCGCACACUGGAGCUGGCGUGUGACUCCCAGGAUGAUGUGGACAGCUGGAAGUCUUCUCUGCUACGUGCUGGAGUUUACCCUGAGAAGGUCACCACGGUGGAGAGUGAGACCAGCAGCGCCUCAGACAACUUCUCCAUGGACCCCCAGCUGGAGCGCAAGGUGGAGACCAUCAGGAACCUGGUGGACUCCUACAUGGCCAUCGUCAACAAGUGCAUCAGAGACCUGAUGCCCAAGGCCAUCAUGCACCUGAUGAUCAACAACGUGAAGGAGUUCAUCAACGCGGAGCUGCUGGCCCAGCUGUACUCUGCGGGAGACCAGAACGCCCUGAUGGACGAGUCCCAGGAGCAGGCCCAGAGGAGGGACGAGGUGCUGAGGACCCACCAGGCCCUGAAGGAGGCUCUGGCCAUCAUUGGAGACAUCUCCACCUCCACCAUCACCGUGCCCAUGCCCCCACCCGUGGACAACUCCUGGGUGGGCGGCUCCAGCGGUGGUCGCAGGUCUCCGCCUCCCAGUCCCACUGGUCCCAGGAGGAUGUCUGCAGGCCAGCGCCCCGGGCCUCGUGGGGCCCCACCGCCGCCUAACCGCCCGGGACCCCUGGGGCCCUUCAACAACAGUGCUGAGAGUCCUCAGGCCCCCAGCCGCCCAAACAGGGCCCCUCCAAAUAUCCCCAGUCGACGACCCCCGCCAUCGCCAACACGACAAGUCCCGCCAUAGACGUCCAAAGAUGGACCUCUUCUUCUUCUUCUUCUUCUUCUUCUUCUUCUUCUUCUUCUCAGCCAUGCUGCUGUGUUCCCUCCCUCGUGCAGAUCUUCCACUUGUGUCCCUUCACCUGCCACCAGGUGACAUGUGUCUGUGUACCGUAUCGUCUUGUGGUGUACGUGCUCCACCUUCUAGUAUUACACAACCUCCACCUUCUAGUAUUACACAACCUCCACCUUCUAGUAUUACACAACCUCCACCUUCUAGUAUUACACCUCCAGGUCCACCACCUGCUGCUUCAACUUAAUUCUGCUGCCCUCUGCAUUCCCAACGGCAGCAUGGCACACAAGCUGCUUGUACUGCAUGUGUGUGUGUGUGUGUGUGUGUGUGUGUGUGUGUGUGUGUGUGUGUGUGUGUGUGUAUGGGGGGGGGUCCAAGUAUACAUUCCUUGCAGGAACCCCUCCAUAAGUGUUGAUUGUAGUAUUGUUCUGUGAGGACCAGGAGAUGAGAGUGUGAGAACAUUGAUCCAAAGUAUGUGCUGAUGUGUGUGUGUGUAGCAGCCUCCUCCCCACACACACACACACACAUGUGGGCUGAGGAGCACGGUCAGUGUUCUGUGUAUCAGGGGUGUCCAAAGUGUGGCACGGGGGGACAUUUGUCAACAGCACAUCUUCAACAUACUACUGAAAAAGUGGAGUAAAGGAGCAAAACAUGUCAAUGUUGACUCUAUUAACACAAUAACAAUAAUGAUGAAUCAAAAUAAAUGUUAUGAAUGAUUGACAUAUUUAAGGCUCCAAUUACUUCACAUCAAAAUAUUCCACUUUGGAAUAUAUUUGGGGGAAAAUGUUCCUUAAUUCUUUAAAACUGUCAUCACCCACAAAGAUGUCAUAAAUACAUCAAAUAUUUGGUGUUUUUGCCAUUUUAAAAAAAAACAUGGUUUUCUUUGACAAAAUAACACACAACAGACAUUAAAACAACUUAUAAUGGACAAAUAGAUGUGAAGUUGAUCGGGAGAUUUAAGUGUUGAAAGUUAAAAAAAUAUAUACAAUUAAAGCUGCAAGCAGCAUUGGUCGGGCCCGCGUAUUUGGCAGGUGCUAGUCCUAAGUGUCCCAAUACUUUUGUCUACUUUUAGUCUGAAGUGUCCCAAGACUUUUGUCUAGUGUACCUACCUUGUCUGCAUUGUGUGGGCAUGUUGGUGCUUCCUGCUUUUGAGCAGCCAUCUUAAAAAAACAGCAGCGCAGCAGCAUCAGUGCAGCGGGUCUUUGAAGGGUCAUAAAAUCAAAACCGGAGCAGGUAUUAAAAAGCUGUUCUAUACUUUUAUACACAAGGGUUCAGUUCAAUCUCUCUCCUGUGUUAGUUUGAAGCCUAAACGACAAACGCGCUCAGAGGAGAUAGAUUUUGAAGGAAGGUGACCGUUUUUUACAAAAAUGUUGUUUUGAAGGGGGAAUAGCAAACUUCCUGUUGAUUUUUGCUGGGGGUUGUCAAUUUAUGAAAUGUAGGUCUAAGUGAGACCUACAUUGAAGUUUUUGUUUCAUGUCUCUCCGACCUUCCCAGUGGGAGUUACAGGCAGUUUUGUCAUUUGUUUCUUCCGAGGAGCAGUUUUUUCUCUGUUUUAUUAAAAAAUUGCUCUAGAGCGCAAUUUUUAAAUUUGGGGUUAGGUUUUUUUAUUAGAUCGCAAUUUCUGCUAGUCCUGGUGUGUGUGUUCAGUUCGGUGAGUUUUGAAGCAUGUUAAGGGGGUCAAAUUACUGUUUUUAGUACUUUUUUGUCUUGAAGGGGGAAUUGCCAACUUCCUGUUGCUUUUAGCCCAAGGAUAUACAAUUAUGAAAACUAGGUCUAAGUCAGACCUACAUAGAGGAUUUUGUUUCAUGUCUUUCCGACCUUCCUAGUAGGAGUUACAGGCAGUCUGUUUUUUUUUUUCCUAGGGGGCGCUAGAGCGCAAUUUUGAGUUUUGGGGUUCGUUUUUUUUAUUAAAAGGCAAUUUUCGUAGGUCCUGAUGUGUGGGUCAAAUAUGGUGAGUUUUGAAGCAUGUUAAGUGGGUCAAAUUAGUGCUCAAAGAGGCGGCGGAAGAAUAAGAAAGAAAGAAUAAAACCUUACAAAUUCAAUAGGUCCUUAUGCAAUGGGCCAUGCGGGCCCUAAUUAUGACUUAAAUUGCUUAUUUAGUGUUUGUGCCAUAAAAACAUGGCUGUGUUUGACAAAAAACACAUGAAAGAAAUUCCAACUUGAUGUCAGCUGAUAGAUCUGAUCUGUAGAUGUUUAAGUGUUAAUAUAUAUCAUAUAAAUACAUAUAUGUAUAUUUUAUUUUAUUUUAUUUAUUUAUUUCUAACACUUUUGGGUCCUGAGACCUUCACCAAGAAGGAGAGUAGUCCUCAUGGUUACAACUAAUAUUGUUUGAAGAUGAAAAACACCAAGAUUGGCCCCUGCAUGCCAACGUGUGGCCCCCAGUGCCAAGGUCUGGACACCCCUGCUGGCUUUUAUAACCUUGUGGUACCUGUGCUGUAUCAGGUCUAGUGCCAAGGUCUGGACACCCCUGCUGGCUUCAAUAACCUUGUGGUACCUGUGCUGUAUCAGGUCUAGUGCCAAGGUCCGGACACCCCUGCUGGCUUUUAUAACCUUGUUGUACCUGUGCUGUAUCAGGUCUAGUGCCAAGGUCUGGACACCCCUGCUGGCUUCAAUAACCUUGUUGUACCUGUGCUGUAUCAGGUCUAGCUGGGCUCAGGUGCAGGUGCUGACUGCUGGACCACACAAGUUUCCUGUCUUCAUGACUAGAAUCCUCUCCUGGACUUACUGCGAGGUGGUCCGUCAGCAUCUGUGCCCGACCUCCACGUUGUCCCAUGUGUGUAUAUAUACUGUACUGGACUCUUAAGACCAUGAAGUGUGUAGACAUGACUUCCAAUUGUGUGUUGCCAAAGGAGAGAAUUGUUGCAUCUGUUGUUGUUUUCUGUGUCCUCAAUAAAAAGUCUGACUAUCUCAAGA
Molecule: messenger RNA, 5977 nt
Organism: Nerophis lumbriciformis (worm pipefish)
Lineage: Eukaryota; Metazoa; Chordata; Actinopteri; Syngnathiformes; Syngnathidae
Product: dynamin-2-like
Biological process (GO): synaptic vesicle budding from presynaptic endocytic zone membrane; receptor internalization
Cellular component (GO): microtubule; cytoplasm; plasma membrane
Molecular function (GO): microtubule binding; GTPase activity; GTP binding
Source: RefSeq, a predicted model, not a curated record